Messenger RNA from Medioppia subpectinata, 4124 nucleotides. The record is from the annotation of a GenBank genome assembly. NCBI's taxonomy places the organism in Eukaryota, Metazoa, Arthropoda, Arachnida, Sarcoptiformes, Oppiidae.
GAGUGGUCUUCAAUACAAUACAAAUCCGUGUUUUGGUUGGUAUGGACUGCGAGUGCGCACAAGUGGUAGACAUCUGUAAACAGUGGCCAACAGUUUGUGUCUGUCUUUGAGUCUCUUUGACACCAGUUAUGGCUCACAAAGUGAUUGUCUUGUGAUUGUGUUGUCGUCGAAGUAUAUGAAUCGGAGUGGAAGCGAUCGAUCAGAUGAUGGCAUCGUUUCUGAUGCUCUCAUAUCUAAUUAAAGCCAAAUUCAAGGGAAAGACGUUUGUUUGCCACUCAAUCAUCGGAUCCAUUGUCUUGUUUCAUGUGUUGCCAACGCUAUUGAGUCACUCGAUAUCGCCAUCCGGUUCGUCAACUUGUGGUGAUGUCCUCUGCUUUCACGGCACCUGUCAUGACGGCCGAUGCAUAUGUGAUAAUGGAUGGCAGGGCUCGGCCUGUCAUCGAUGCGGAGGACGGAUCAAACUGGACGCGCCGUCCGGUUAUAUCAGUGAUGGGAUCGGGAACUACAGUACAGACCUUCAGUGCACUUGGAUUAUAGAGAGUGGUAUGAAUGAGUCGGUCAUACGUCUGGAGUUCGUGCACUUCGAGACCGAGUGCUCGUGGGAUCACUUAUACAUCUUCGACGGCGACUCUGUCUUCUCGCCAGUGUUGGCCGCAUUCAGCGGAAUACUCGUCAGAGACGGACACGAGUUCCAGCGGAUCCCCGAAAUCAGUGCCCAUUCCGGAAGAGCUUAUCUAUAUUUUUAUAGCGACGCCGCCUAUAAUAUGAGUGGUUUUAAUAUAUCUUAUAGUAUUAAUACGUGUCCGAAGAACUGUUCCGGUCAUGGCGUGUGUGUCUCGCCAUCGCUCGGCUGCACAUGCGAUGCCGGAUACGAUGGCGAGGCCUGCGAUCGACUCAUCUGUCCCAACGACUGCAGCGGACACGGAGUGUGUGAUAGAGAGCAACACAAAUGCAAUUGUGAUUACGAUUUUGUGGGCAUUGAUUGCAGUCAACCGCAGUUCGAGGGCUUUUGGACUAAUGUUAAUGCCAUCAAAACAGUUAAGGGAAGAGCUCUUCACCAGUCGGUGCUCUACGAGAACUCAAUGUAUGUGACGGGCGGUGAGUACUACGAACCCGAAGAGUUCCUCAUGAGGUUUGAUCUGAAGCUUAAGAAGUGGGAAACCAUCAAAGGCGACAUCGAAUCCGGUGUCGUGCCCUCCGAACGGUUUGGCCAUUCAGUUGUUUUGCACAACAAUAAACUUAUUAUGUUUGGAGGAAUGCUUAAGAACGGAUCCAUUACUCACGAUCUCUGGGCUUACGAUAUAUUGAGACAGAGAUGGGAUCUGUGGGUUGAAGGCGACGACUACUUCUCUCUCUCAUGUGCGAUCGUAAAGGGAGGUUUUGGUCACUCAAGUUGUUACGAUUCGUUAACAAAAGUUAUUUAUGUCUUCGGCGGCUAUCACUCUCUCGGCGCUUCCGAUACUAUACUCGUAGACCUCUUAUAUGGAUAUAAUUAUCGUUUUAAGUCAUGGAUUUUGCUAAACCCGAGCCAAUCGCCGCGAUAUCUUCACAGCGCAACCAUAAUCAAUGGCCUGAUGCUUGUCUACGGCGGCAAUGGGUAUAACGCGAGUCAUUACAACUCAGGCGACCGAUGCUUUUCGCCCCAAUUUCUCUCUUACGAAAUCUCAUGCGACACAUGGCGUACACUGAAAGACCCGUCGCCCGCAAUCCUGUUGAGCGACUCCGGGUUCGGACGUUACGGACACUCAAGUAUCUUAUAUGAAGACUCAAUAUACAUAUUCGGCGGUUUCAAUGGAGUAAUGCUCAGUUCGAUACUUAAAUACUCACCGGGAGAUUGCCGUCGCUUCUCCAUUGCCGACGAGUGCGGACGAGUCAGAGCCGGAACUAAGUGUGUCUGGAAUAAAGACAAAAACGUUUGCCUUCCAUUCAGCGUUCAAAAGACCUCCCAAGCGGUCUCUCUAUACAGUCCUUGCGAUAGUGUUUACGCCAACUUCACUGAGUUGUGCCAAAGGCAGACACUGUGCCCGUCGUGUCUGGCGAACACAUACGGCUGUGUUUGGUGUAGUUCUGGACAAUGCGCUCAUCAGAAGUGUCGUAAAACCGGAGUUAAGGAUGAAAUUAAAAGCAUUAGUGACUCUUCCAGAUGUGAGGACGAUAUUCGGAGCUCUAAUUGUGAUAAACUUCAUAAUUGUCACUCAUGUCAUACAGAAUACCAGUGCGGAUGGCAAAGAGAUUCAAAGUGUUAUACAUUUGUUAGAGAUUUUGACAAUAAAACUGAUAAGAAUGCUCUUCGAGAUGACCUGAAGCCAGUGUGUGAACAGCCCUGUCAUACGCGAACCACGUGUGAGAAUUGUACGGCCGGGUCGUGCAUGUGGUGCAGUUCCACCCGACGGUGCAUUGAAUCCAACGCUUACGCCGCUAUCUUCCCAAUCGCUCAGUGCAUGGAAUGGACAAUACAUCCAUACAAGUGCUCGGGUCUCACCUGUUCUGAUAUACAGAGUUGUGAUCGAUGUCUGAAGAACCCAUUGUGCGGCUGGUGUGACGACGGGACCGGUACUGGUGUUGGCAUCUGUCUGGAGGGCGCCUCCACCGGACCCUAUAAGUGGAACGGAACCCAUUACUCGCUCAUUAUGAGCGCCUGUCCGGCCAAUGACUGGCAUUUCGCACACUGUCCUGAGUGUCAAUGCAAUGGACACUCGCAUUGCUUAUCGCCGAACGUAUGCCAAAAGCCGUGUAACCAUUUGACUGAAGGCAGUCACUGCCAGUACUGUAUGGCCGGCUAUUACGGCAAUCCAAUGAAUGGCGGGAACUGUACUCCGUGUUCGUGUCACAGUCACAGUGUGUUUUGCAACCGAGAGUCCGGCAAAUGUCACUGCACUACGAAAGGCAUUACUGGCCAUCACUGCGAGAAAUGUGACGAACAGAACAACUAUAUCGGGAACCCCGAAGAGGAGGGCGGCUCCUGUUUCUACAACUUAACGAUGGGAUAUCAGUACACAUUCAAUAUGUCUAAACCAGACGACCGCUUCUACACGCGAAUCAAUUUCAUGAACGUUCCGAUGACUCCAGACAUUGACGUCGAGUUCAUGAUUCAGUGCCAGGAAAGCGCUUUAGUGAACAUCUCUAUCGGUUCCGCUACAUUUCCGAUCCGUACUCUUCACGAACGACUCGAAUGCGGAAACUUUAAGCUCCGGUUCUCUCACGACGAGAAUCUCUUCGGCAUUGAAAACACAACCUUUUAUGUGAAUGUUUUCGCUUUUUCCACACCAUUUGUUCUUCAGAUAUCGUUCUCACAGCACAGAACUCUCGAUUUGCUUCAAUUUUUUGUCACAUUUUCGAGUUGUUUCUUAACUCUUUUAAUAAUCGCUGCCAUUCUGUGGAAAAUCAAACAAAAGUAUGAUUUAUAUAGACGUCGACAGCAAUUGUUUGUAGAGAUGGAACAAAUGGCUUCGCGACCGUUCGCAACGGUUGUCAUUCACGUCAAUAGAGAACAAAUCAACUUAAAAGACAACCGAAGCCGUGAUUGUGAUAACCCGACGCCAAUCGCAUUAGAGCCGUGCAAUACCGGGAAAGCGGCCGUCCUUUCACUCAUUGUGCGAAUGCCUACCGGAGGAGCUCUUCCAACGCCAGCGGGUCAAACGGGAAUAGCGAUCGCUUCAGCACUGGUAUCGUUAGGAACGGUCCCAUUGGAGCAUAAGUCCAAUAAAGAGACCGAUUGUCCCAACAAUAAAGUGAUGAAUAGUUCAAAUAAGUUAAACAACUGUCCGACCACUACAACCAACAUGACUGGUGUUUAGCAUACGAUUAUCAUUCAAAUCAAUUCAAUCCAAACAACUCAUCAUUUCGUUUCUCAAAGUCUUUUUAUUAUUAGUUGUCUUUAGAUUUUUAUAUGUAUUUACGAUUCAAACCCUUAUUUUUAUUUAUUUAGAUUUCAAUUGAGAUUAAAAUUGAUUUUUGUAAAUAGUAGUCACAAACCAACCCAACCCCAAACCAGCCCAAACAACCAUGACCAUUUGACCAUUCAAACAAAAUACAAUCAUUGCUUUAAAACACUUUCUCAUCAAUCAGUUAAUGACAAUUGGAUUCAAGAUCUGUGUAAAAACAAUACAACUAUUUAGAGCUAA